GAUCGGCGAUUUUGUCAUUUUCUUAUAAAUACGAAACCCUAACCUGAAGUCUUAUUUGUUAUCUCUCUCUCUCUCUCUCCCUGUAAUUCGGCACUCAUCCGCCAUGGGUAUCGACUUGAUUGCCGGCGGAAAGAGCAAGAAAACUAAGCGCACCGCUCCGAAAUCGGAUGAUGUUUAUCUGAGACUCCUUGUCAAGUUGUACAGGUUUUUAGUAAGAAGAACAGGGAGCCACUUCAAUGCCGUCAUUUUGAAGCGCCUGUUUAUGAGCAAGACCAACAGGCCGCCAUUGUCCCUCAGGAGACUGAUCCAUUUCAUGAGUGGAAAGGAGGACAAGAUUGCUGUUAUUGUUGGAACCGUCACAGACGACACUAGAGUCUAUGAGGUGCCGGCAUUGAAGGUAACUGCCUUGAGGUUCACGGAGAGGGCAAGGGCAAGGAUCGAGAAAGCCGGGGGUGAAUGCCUGACUUUUGAUCAGCUCGCUCUCAGGGCUCCUCUAGGCGGGAACACGGUUCUGCUUAGGGGUCCGAAGAAUGCCAGGGAGGCCCACAAGCACUUUGGGAGAGCUCCUGGUGUGCCUCACAGCCACACCAAACCUUAUGUGCGCUCAAAGGGUAGGAAAUUUGAGAAGGCAAGAGGUAGAAGAAACAGCAGGGGCUUUAAGGUCUGAGAGCUUACCUGCUGGAGUUGUCUUGUUGCUGGGAUUUGCUUUAGGAUAUCGAAGGCAGUGUUCUUUUAUGAAAAUUUUACUUUACUUUUUGUGGCUACGAAACUAUUUAUGAGAAUGAGCAAAAACCAUAAUUGGGAUUUUUGGACUGGAAAGAUAUGUAUCUGGUUAUUUGAUUUUA
Messenger RNA from Nymphaea colorata (pocket water lily), 845 nucleotides. Its product is annotated as 60S ribosomal protein L18-2. Gene Ontology annotation, cellular component: cytosolic large ribosomal subunit; ribosome. The record is from RefSeq and is a predicted model, not a curated record. The coding region runs from base 104 to 667 and encodes 187 amino acids. NCBI's taxonomy places the organism in Eukaryota, Viridiplantae, Streptophyta, Magnoliopsida, Nymphaeales, Nymphaeaceae. The transcript is spliced from 5 exons. Gene Ontology annotation, molecular function: RNA binding; structural constituent of ribosome. Gene Ontology annotation, biological process: translation.